This is a messenger RNA of Grus americana (Whooping crane), 2611 nucleotides long. RefSeq names its product transmembrane protein 127 (gene TMEM127). Gene Ontology annotation, cellular component: membrane. The transcript is spliced from 3 exons. Gene Ontology annotation, biological process: negative regulation of cell population proliferation; negative regulation of TOR signaling. Lineage: Eukaryota; Metazoa; Chordata; Aves; Gruiformes; Gruidae. The coding region runs from base 1 to 849 and encodes 282 amino acids. The record is from RefSeq and is a predicted model, not a curated record.
AUGGCGAGGCUGCCGGCGACGCACCAUGACGUCAGCGCGCCGGAACCGGAAGCGGUACCGACCGGAAGUUGGGGCGGCGGAGGGGUCCGGGCCGGAGCCGCUGCCAGUGGGAGCGGAGCGGGCCGGGCCGGGAUGUACACCCCGGGCGGGACCGGGCUGCCCGGUGGGCGGCGGCGGCGCGGGGCGGCGGGGAGCGGGCUGCCCAAGCAACCGGAGCGCAGCCUGGCCUCGGCGCUGCCCGGGGCCCUCUCUAUCACGGCGCUCUGCACGGCGCUGGCCGAACCCGCCUGGCUCCGUAUUCACGGCGGUACCUGCGCCCGUCAGGAGCUGGGCGUCGCCGAUGUCCUGGGCUACGUCGAUCCCGAGCUGCUCCGAGAUUACUGCAUGAACCCGCAGACCGUCCUGCUGCUCCGAGUCAUCGCCGCUUUCUGCUUCCUGGGAAUCAUCUGCAGCCUCUCAGCUUUCCUCCUGGAUGUCUUCGGCCCCAAGCACCCAGCAUUAAAGAUCACUCGUCGCUACGCUUUCGCUCACAUCCUUACGGUCCUGCAGUGUGCCACUGUCAUCGGAUUCUGCUACUGGGCCUCGGAGCUGAUCCUUGCCCAACAACAGCAGCACAAAAAAUACCACGGCUCCCAAGUUUACGUCACCUUCGCCGUCAGCUUCUACCUUGUGGCGGGCGCCGGGGGAGCCUCCAUCCUCGCCACCGCUGCCAACCUGCUCCGUCACUACCCCACCGAGGAAGAGGAGCAAGCCCUGGAGCUCCUGUCCGAGAUGGAGGAGAACGAACCUUACCCAGCCGAGUACGAAGUGAUCAACCAAUUCCAGCCGCCGCCAGCGUACACCCCCUGAUGCUGCCGGCACCGGGACACGGUCAUGGCUUUCUCCCACCUCCAGAUUUCACUUUCUCGGCACCUCCUUCACUCUUCUGAUCUCUCCUACACAGAGGAAAGAACUUUUUGGGUCAGAUGACCGGUAUUUUCUUCCUAUCCCUUAUUUUAUUAACUCCACGGUGUGAUUUUUAACCCUGCGCUGGCUCACCUGGCUGAAAUAACACCGCCGUCAUCCCCUGGCACGAGGGGCGGUGAGAUCUGCUCUUCCUCGUCAGAGAUCUCAUCCCCACCCCGUGCCAGGCAGGAAGGUGGGGGAAAAUCACGUUGAAUUCCCAACCCAGCGCGCGACGAACUUGAUCCUUCGUCCGCCGAGGCGUGACGUAUGCCCAGAGAAAGGCGUGGCGCACGCAUGUAUGUGUAUAUAUUUAUAGAUAUGUAGGGAAAACGCCCGCCGUGGCGUGCCGGUGGGAGAGGAACAGUCCUUUGUAGCAGCUGUACAGCAGGAGGAAGGUAGAGCAAACCCCCCCCACCGCUCUACCUGCUCCUCUUUUCCGACUGGCGCUGACCACACGAGCAUUUUGCACUUUAUUUCAGGCUCGGGGGGAGGACAGUGACAGUUUCGGGACCGGCUGCCGGGGACUGUCACCGCCGUCGAACCCCCGAGCGAGGUUUGUGAACAAGCGGCACAACGCGGGUUGAUUUUAAAGAAGUUCUUCUGAUGCCGGCGAUGGUUUUGGAGGAGCUCCGUCCCCCUUUGCCGCAGCAUCCGGCUCCUGUCGGCAUGUCACCGAGCAAAUCCUGGGGGUUUUUUAGCCAAGAUACGACCAGACUUUGGUUCAGCAACAGCUCCUGGGAAGCAGGUUGAGCCUGUGCUGGAAAAUCGGCGUCUCUGCCUGUAGCUUUUAUGCAAAUUCCUGAUCUCCACGCCAAUCGGACUCUCCUGCUUUUUGCUCUUCACUUUUAAUCUCAGUGUUUCUCUGACCCGCUCUUAGUUUAUGACCCCAUUCCCUCCGCAUGUCCCAAGAGACAACGGACCUCGAGGAGCGAACGUUUCCCCGGAUGGCGCUGGAAAGCCGAUCCGGUGCAUCCAGACCUGCAGCACAACCCGGAGGAGGUAGCUGGCAGGGACAGAGUGGGGUUUUUUGGGCUGUUUAAACCAAAUCAAAUAGGAAAAAACAAAUAAAAAUCACCCAGAAGGAUACGUCGACCCGAGUGCCCCGCACCAAAAAGCUCAAGGCUGGCUCCGCAGAGGGUGCGGUGGUUUAGGGAAGGAAUUUUAGGACAGGAAUACCGCUUGUUGUAGGUUCUCAACCAUCCCUCUAACACUUUUAUUACCUAUUUUCUUGCCCAGCUCGUCCCUUUCCCCCCCCACACCCACAGCAGCACUGGCUAUGCAAGAGCUUCGGCCGCUCUCCGGGGCUCAGGCUGUGGCGUGAAACCCAAAAGCUCAACCCGGGGAGAGCACUGCGAGACUCCGAGGAGUAAAAUCAGCCCCUUAAAACCCUCGAGGGUUUUGAUGGAAGGGUGUGGGGAGGAGGCAGCAGCGGGGAUUUUGGGGGGCUUAGGUGCCCUCGGGGCGGCUCCUCUUCCUCCUCCAUCCCACCUCUGGGUCCUCGGCCAAAGAAAACAUCCCCCGGCUCUGCCCUGGCGAGCCGGCUGGAAAAGGGUUUGGGUUUCCCCACCGGUGACUUAUAUGCAAGAGAGGGGCUUCGGUGUAAAUAGUCUGUGCAUAAACCUACUGUAUUUCUGUAAAAAAAACCCAAAAGAGAUGAAUGAUGUCA